UGCUACUUCGCUAAAUAAAAAAAGCUCCUAUUAAACCCGACUGUAGCCCGCAGGACGUCCCGGUUCACCGAGCCCCGACGUAAAGACGCCUCUCCGCGCGGUACCGGAGGGUUACCGGCGGCUGAGCAGCGUGAGAGACGCGGUAAAGCAGCGGAGGCCGUGCGGGCCGUGCGGGAUGGUGCGGGAUGCGGACUGGCUGCUCUGCGCCUUCAGACAAAGCUCAGCUAACAGGCUAACGGCUCAUUAGCUUCACUUAACGUUCUGCACGCAAGCGGCUCCGUGAGCGCGCGAUCCUCCCGGUGAGCCGCCUGGUACCGAGCUAACGGGGAGAGCUCCCCCCCCAACACGCGCACAGACGGCACCGAAACCGACAUUCCGACUAUUUACGACGUUUCCGUGUUCGGUUGUGCGAUGGGAGUUUGUCUCCUCGGAGGAAACAUCAAGCUGAAGAAUCGAGACCAUCGGCUGAACUGAACACGCGCACACACACACCACAGAGGGAGUUGUUUUUCCACCUCGAGGUCAGCCACUGCCAUCCCACAGUGCAUUGCUGCUUCAACCUCGUCCACCAUGUCGGACGCCCCCGAGGUUGCGCCCCCCAGCCCCCCCACAGUGACCAACCCGGCCCCCCCGGAGGUCACCAAUGCCACCAAACCUGGCAGGAAGACCAACCAGCUGCAGUACAUGCAGAACGUGGUGGUGAAGACUCUGUGGAAGCACCAGUUCGCCUGGCCCUUCUACCUGCCGGUCGACGCCAUCAAGCUCUGCCUGGCAGACUACCACAAGGUGAUCAAGAACCCAAUGGACAUGGGAACCAUUAAGAAGCGCCUGGAGAACAACUACUACUGGAGCGCCAGUGAGGCCAUGCAGGACUUCAACACCAUGUUCACCAACUGUUACAUCUACAACAAGCCCACAGACGACAUCGUCCUCAUGGCUCAGGCCUUGGAGAAGAUCUUCCUGCAGAAGGUCUCCCAGAUGCCUCAAGAAGAAGUCGCUCUGCUGCCUCCAGCUCCCAAAGGCAAGAGCAAGAAGCUCACUGCCGCUCCGACAGUGAGCCAGCAGGCGGAGUCUUCAGCCUCCCCUCCUCCCCCCUCCUACCCUUCCCCAUCCCCAUCUCAGACACCUGUCAUCUCGACCACGCCCACACCUGUCCAGACCACGCCCCCUGUCUCGGCUCUGCAGCCCCCGGCAACCAUGAUGCCGUCUGCGCAGCCCGUCGUCAAGAAGAAAGGUGUGAAGAGGAAAGCCGACACCACCACCCCAACCACGUCGGCCAUCUCUGCCGGUCGCGCCGACUCUCCCUCCGCUCUGGACACUAAACCCCCCAAACUGGGCUCGUCCCGCCGUGAGGCCGCCGCCCGACCUGCCAAGACCCGCAGGGAGACGGUAGAGGAGGUGGCAGUGGUAGAGGUGGGAGGAGGAGGCGGCGGAGGAGGAGCCGGGAGGAGUAAGGGCGGUAAGCUAGGCGAGCAGCUAAAACACUGCGACGCCAUCCUGAAGGAGAUGCUCUCUAAGAAACACGCCGCCUAUGCCUGGCCCUUCUAUAAACCAGUGGACGCCGAGGCCCUGGACCUCCACGACUACCACGACAUCAUCAAGCACCCCAUGGACCUCAGCACCGGCAGGAAAAAAAUGGAUAAAGGAGAGUACACUGACCCUCAAAGUUUUGCGACUGAUGUCAGGCUAAUGUUCUCCAACUGUUACAAGUACAACCCUCCAGACCACGAGGUGGUGGCCAUGGCACGCAAGCUGCAGGACGUGUUUGAGAUGCGUUUCGCUAAGAUCCCAGAUGAGGGCCUGGAAGCAUCGGCCCCAUCUACAACACCAUUGGUCAGUAAAAGCACCGCCUCCUCUGACAGCAGCAACAACUCCUCCUCCGACGAAUCGUCCGACUCAGAGGAGGAGCGAGCCACGCGAUUGGCUGAGCUACAGGAGCAGGUUGGUGCUGCCGACCAAUCACAGUUGAAGGCGGUGCAUGAGCAGCUGGCCGUACUGUCCCAGGCUCCUGUCAGCAAGCCAAAGAAGAAAAAAGAGAAGAAAGACAAAGAGAAGAAGAAAGAUAAAGACAAAGGGAACAAGAGCAAGAUGGAAGAAGAGAAAAAGCCCAAAGCUGCUGCUCAGCAGCCAAAACCAGCCAAUCAGAAGAAGGCGCCAGCAAGGAAAGCCAACAGCACGGUGACCGCCACGAGGCAACCUAAGAAAGGCAGUAAGGCGUCGGGCGGUGGCUCGGCUAACGGUGACGACGCAGAGGAGUCAUCUCUGCCGAUGUCGUACGACGAGAAACGCCAGCUGAGCCUAGAUAUAAACCGGCUGCCGGGGGAGAAGCUGGGCCGCGUUGUCCACAUCAUCCAGUCCAGAGAGCCGUCGCUGAGGGACUCGAACCCCGACGAGAUAGAGAUCGACUUCGAAACCCUCAAACCAUCCACACUUCGAGAGCUGGAGCGCUACGUCAAAUCCUGUCUUCAGAAGAAGCAGAGGAAGCUACUGCAAAAGGCAGCUGGAGGUGGGGCGUCGGGAGGCGGGGCUAAUCGUUUGAGUGGCAGCUCCUCUUCUUCCUCUGAUGACAGUUCCUCAACAGGAACCUCCUCUUCCUCCGACACAGACUGAACACAUGGAUUUACAAACUCACAGCACACACAAAUGUUACUUUACACACACACACACACACUGAUCACACACAGAGUUUUAUCCACUCUAUAUAUACACACACACACACACACACACACACACAGCUCAAUCUAUCACCUGCAGAUAUACACUAACACACACAUCCAUGUAAACUUCCAUCCUGAAAAAACACAAACAAAAGACAGAGAUACACUCUCUGAACUUCUUACAAGACACAUAUAUAUAUACAUCAUAUAUUACAUAACACACACCACACAUCCAGACUUGGAGACUGUAUGUAAAUAGGCUGCCAGGUUUUUUAGCUCCUAGUGUUUUUUGUGUUUGUUUUCUUCCUGGAGGAAUGCCGACAGAUGGAAGAGAUUAAGAAGGAGGGAGAAGAGGAGAGACGUCUGUCUGUCUAGGAGUCGUACUGAUCCUCUUAGAACACCUUUCUUCUUCUUGGAUGGCCGACUGUGACCCCUGACCUCUGAAAACAUUCCAGAAGCAUCUAUAGAGCAUCUAUAGAGCAUCAUGGAGGUGGUGGUGGUGCAGGAGGUGGUGGUGAUGAUAUCAGUGGGUUUUACGUCAAUCAAGGUUUCUGAUUGGUCCUAAUUUUAAUUUGGUCUUUGGGACUUGACGGCCUGCGAGACACACGGGAGCCAAUCGGAGUCCUUCGUUGGUCCUGAACCUCAUGAAGCUGUUUGACGGUCUAAAGAGGAUCUGAAGGAUCAGGUUCCCGUUGGAAAGGAUCAGGUUCCUGUUCUUUAGUUGAUCUGAAGGCUCAGGUUCACGAUCUGAAUGAUCAUGUUCCUGUUCUGAAGAUGGUCUAAAGGAUCAUGUUCACAGGUUGAUGGAUCAGGUUCUGGUCUGAAGACGGUCUGAUGGAUCGGAUCCACGUUUGAUGGAUCGGGUCCAUGUCUGAUGGAUUGGGUCCGUAUCUGAUGGAUCAGGUUCACGUCUGAUGGAUCUGGUCCAUGUCUGAAGACGGUCUGAUGGAUCGAGUUCACGUCUGAUGGAUCGAGUUCACGUCUGAUGGAUCGAGUUCACGUCUGAUGGAUCGAGUUCACGUCUGAUGGAUCGGGUUCACGUCUGAUGGAUCGGGUUCACGUCUGAUGGAUCGAGUUCACGUCUGAUGGAUCGGGUUCACGUCUGAUGGAUCAAGUUCACGUCUGAUGGAUCGGGUCCACGUCUGAUCUUUAGAAACUCUAAAGAGCCGUUGGGUCCUUAUAGACCAUGAACCCUUUAGUCUGGGGGACACGUUUCAUGUGUAGGAGACGUCUGAUCGGUUAUCGAGGUUGUUGUUAUUAUUACAAUCAUGGACCGGUUUUCAAACUAAAAGUGUGAUGAAUGAUUUUCUAAAAACAAAAGUAAAAUCCCUGAGACCAGACCCUGUCUUCUGCAACCCAAACUCACAACCUACUGGACAACACCCCCCCCCCCCCCCCCCAACACACAAAGACAAACUUAUUUUUUAACACUACAUGUCUUUUAUUUUUCUGUCUUUUGAUUUCCAGGUUGAGUGCUGAACUUGUUUGUGACUUAUACGGUUCUCUAUAUAAAGAUGUCUUUUUACCGCUGUUUCACACACACACACACAAACUCUUCCUUUCAAUUCAGACAACCAAAUUGAAGGAAGUUGCAGUUUUCUGUCUUUAUUCUUUUAAAUUUAUUUUUUGUUGCUGAUUUUCAAAAUAAAUUGGCGGGAAAACAAGAAAUACUUAAACGUAUUAAAUACUUCAGUUUAUAUUUUUAUGACGGUUUACUUUUUAAAAUAAAUCUCAUGCGAGGAGGCAGAAAUCGAAACACGUGUUUCCUUUGAUUUUAACCUUCACAAACUUGUUUUUACUUCGAGCUUUAAAGAAACAAAGUUUGAUCCGAUUGGCUGCGGCCUGUCACGUUUGGGAUGACAUCACCACUUCGUGUGCAGCUGGUUGGUUGGAGGUAGCUUCCUUAUGUUUGGACUCGUUGGGUUGACCUCUGACCCCUGAGCUUGGGGACGGGGUGAACCGAGACCAGGCUCUCCUCUGAUUGGUCGGUUUCUUAUCGUGUAACCGUGUUUCACUCCUGAUCGGAUCAAUCGAAUUACAUCAUGUGACUUCUGCUCUCAAACACACGGCAUCUCCUGCCUGACCUUUGACCUGCUCGCAGCCAUGUGACCUGUCUGCUUCCCCCUCUUUGAUUGGUUGAACCUUGUGAACUGGAAGCUUCUGAUUGGUGAAGAUAUUGAUUUGUGAUUAUUGAUUCCUGUCACUGUCAUAAAACUGCAUCUGUUUUUACUUUCUGGCUUUCAACCAAACGUCUUCAUCGGGGUGGAGGUGCUCGGUUGUCAUGGAGAUGGCUCGGUUUUAAUUAUGGGAUGUCAUUUGUGCUUUUCGUCGUCGGAAUGAAGAAACGUGUGAAACGGACAUUACGGACUAAUCAAUAAGUGAUCAAUAAAUAAUGCUAAACACAUGUUCCUGCCGGUGUGAUGGACAGCUGGUUGCCACGGUAACCCGCCUCUGUUUUUAGUUGCUGGUCGAGCUUUGAUGCUAAUAGUUAAUUUUUGUAUUUUAAUAAGAAAUGGAAGUGAUUUUGUGUAUUUGCAUGCCGGCCGUACGUUCUCCGUAUGUGUGGCGCUGUGGCGCCGUGUCGUAGCGGUUCAGUAGCUCGGAGGUUAGAGAGCAGACGACCCCCAGUGGACUGUUGAUGUAAUUACUGAUAUGGAUCCUUAUUUUCUGAGUUCCUUUUGUUUUCAUAAAUAAACACAUAAACUGA
Molecule: messenger RNA, 5364 nt
Organism: Pseudoliparis swirei
Lineage: Eukaryota; Metazoa; Chordata; Actinopteri; Perciformes; Liparidae
Product: bromodomain-containing protein 3-like
Exons: 12
Coding region: 571-2610 (679 amino acids)
Biological process (GO): regulation of DNA-templated transcription; chromatin remodeling
Cellular component (GO): chromatin; nucleus
Source: RefSeq, a predicted model, not a curated record